Molecule: messenger RNA, 1409 nt
Organism: Uranotaenia lowii
Lineage: Eukaryota; Metazoa; Arthropoda; Insecta; Diptera; Culicidae
Product: spermine oxidase-like
Exons: 3
Coding region: 1-1401 (466 amino acids)
Molecular function (GO): polyamine oxidase activity
Source: RefSeq, a predicted model, not a curated record
AUGAAAACAAAAAUCAUAAUUAUAGGCGCAGGCGCGGCUGGUCUGGCGGCUGGAUCUCGGUUGUUGCAAAAUGGUGUAUCCGAUUUUGUCAUUUUGGAGGCUGGCAAUCGCAUCGGAGGCCGUAUUUGGACCGUGCCAUUCGGAACGGAAAAGUGCCCUAUUGAAUUGGGAGCUCAAUGGUGUCAUGGGGAGGAAAAUAAUGUGGUAUUUGAGCUGGCUUUUCCACUGGGACUGCUUGAAGAUUCUAUUUUCUCCCAUCGAAACAUACUGAUAUUCUCAGAUGGAGUUCUAGCUCCCCAGGAUCUUACGGAUAAGAUGAAACAGUUGGCUGAAAAACUAAUAAGCAGUGAUGAAACUAUGAAAUCUAAAGAAUUGCUUGGAGAUUAUUUCCCUCGAAAGUUCAAACAAAUGGUAGCCGAAACACCAGCUUUGGCUGAAAUGGAUAAUGAUUUAUUGGAGGCAUUUAUUACGUUCUACCACAAUUACCUAAAGGGUUAUCUUGCCAUCGACUCCUGGAGUGAAGUAUCAGCGUCGGGUGAUGCCGAUUAUGAGGAGUGCAAAGGAAAGUUGCGAAUGUCUUGGAAAGGGCGUGGCUCGUCGCAGAUACUGGAUUUGCUAGUGAACUCUACAAACGCCGAUGCCGAUUUUUUAAAUGAAAAAAUCAUUCUCAACAAACAAGUAACUCAAAUAAAGUACGACCAAUAUCCUGUACGGGUCGAAUGUGAAGAUGGUAGUAUUCUCGAAGCAAACCACGUUUUGCUUACAGUAUCAUUGGGAGUUCUCAAGCACACCUACGAAGAAAUCUUUGAUCCGAUUUUGCCGAGUUGGAAGAUUGAUGCCAUCGAAGGAUUGCAUUUUGGACUGGUGAACAAAGCUUUUCUGGAAUUCGAGCAGCCCUUCUGGCUUGAAUUGGCCAAUGUUUUUCGUUUAGUUUGGCGCAGAUCAGAUUUGGUUGAGCUUCAAAACUUAGAUCUGGGUUGGGUUGAGGGAGUAUCUACGUUUUUCGCUGUUGAUAGCCACCCUAACGUGCUGGGAGUUUGGUUAGUAGGUUCUCACGGUCGCCAUAUUGAAUCGCUCCCCGAUGAAGCUGUAAAAAAAGGAUUGCAUUUAUUGUUGAAGAGAUUUUUCCGCAAUUUGAAUGUACCGGAGCCAUUGAAUUUUAUAAGAUCCAAAUGGUACAGCGAUUCUUUGGUUCGAGGUUCAUAUUCUAGUCGGUCUCUUAAAACGGAACAACUUAACACCAGUGCGCAUGAUUUAUCAUUACCAGUAGCUGAUGGGCAAGGAACAGCCCGCAUUUUGUUUGCUGGUGAAGCGACUAGUUCUAACCAUUGGUCCACCGUUCAUGGCGCGAUUGAGAGUGGAUGGCGAGAAGCAGAUCGAUUGAUUCAGAUAUUGAAAUAAAGUUUUCU